Messenger RNA from Anopheles marshallii, 390 nucleotides. RefSeq names its product SNAPIN protein homolog (gene Snapin). Gene Ontology annotation, cellular component: BLOC-1 complex; BORC complex; synaptic vesicle. The coding region runs from base 1 to 390 and encodes 129 amino acids. Lineage: Eukaryota; Metazoa; Arthropoda; Insecta; Diptera; Culicidae. Gene Ontology annotation, molecular function: SNARE binding. The transcript has a single exon. Gene Ontology annotation, biological process: lysosome localization; endosome to lysosome transport; regulation of synaptic vesicle exocytosis. The record is from RefSeq and is a predicted model, not a curated record.
AUGGCUGAUGAUCAUUCGGAUAGUUCACUAACAUCGAUCGAUGACGAGCGGACGGACAAUACGGAAAAUCUGUGCGAAAACCCAACCCGCGACAUCCUGACCGAGGGCUUCUUUCGCCUUUUCAAGCCGGUCAUCGACGAUCUGGAGAACAAUAUUCGUGGCGCAAGCAAAACACAGAGUGAGCUGCGUCAGCAGUUGGAAGAAUUGUCCGGUGAGAUGAAGAAUCUAAACUUCGAGAACGAUCCCGUAUUGCACGAAUAUUUCAAACGUAUGGUGCGCGUCAAGCAGAAGGUUGUUGUGAUCAUGAACAUUCUGCAGGGUGCACAGGAAAGGCUCGUGAUGUUGUGCCAGCAGCAGGAACUUCAAGCACCCGUCGUACCCAGCUCGUGA